AUGGCGCCCGAAGUGGACGGAGUGGGCGGGGGACACGGAGAAAGGCCCCCCGCAGGGGAGGGCGGCCCCAGGGAGGUGUGGAAGAAGGGCGGCCGCCUGCUGUCUGUGCUGCUGGCCGCGAACGUGCUGCUCCUCGCCUGCACGCUCAUCAGCGGCGGAGCCUUCAACAAGGUGGCCGUGUACGACACCGACGUGUUCGCGCUGCUCACUACGAUGAUGCUGCUGGCAAUGCUCUGGAUCCUCUUCUACCUCCUCCGAACCGUGCGCUGCCCCUGCGCGGUACCCUACCGGGACGCGCACGCUGGCCCCAUCUGGCUCCGAGGUGGACUGGUGCUGUUUGGUAUCUGCACCCUCAUCAUGGAUAUCUUCAAGACCGGCUACUACUCCAGUUUCUUUGAGUGCCAGUCAGCCAUAAAGAUCCUGCACCCUGUCAUCCAGGCUGUGUUUGUCAUCAUCCAGACCUACUUCCUCUGGGUCUCCGCUAAAGACUGCGUUCACGUCCACCUGAAUCUGACCCGGUGUGGUCUCAUGUUCACACUCACCACCAACCUGGCCAUCUGGAUGGCGGCCGUGGUGGAUGAAUCUGUGCACCAAUCCCACUCCUACAGCAGUUCUCACAGCAACGCCAGCCACGCCCAUCUCGCCUCUGACCAGCGUGCGGGCAACCCAGUCGGAGGAGACUCCUGCCUCUGCAGCACGGCUGUCUGCCAGAUCUUCCAGCAGGGGUACUUCUACCUCUAUCCCUUCAACAUCGAGUACAGCCUCUUCGCCUCCACCAUGCUGUACGUCAUGUGGAAGAAUGUGGGCAGAUUCCUGGCCUCCGCCCCUGGCCACAGCCACACCCCAUCCCCUCUCAGCCUCUUCCGGGAGACCUUUUUUGCUGGCCCGGUUCUGGGCCUGCUGCUCUUCGUGAUAGGACUGGCUGUCUUCAUCAUCUAUGAGGUUCAAGUGAGCGGGGGCGGGGGCCGCACCCAGCAGGCCCUGGUCAUCUACUACAGCUUCAACAUUGUCUGCUUGGGACUUACGACCUUGGUCAGCCUGAGUGGCUCCAUCAUCUACCGUUUUGACCGCCGGGCCAUGGACCACCAUAAGAACCCCACGCGCACCCUGGACGUGGCCCUGCUGAUGGGUGCCGCCCUGGGUCAGUACGCCAUCUCCUACUACUCCAUCGUGGCCGUGGUGGCGGGCACACCCCAGGACCUGCUGGCAGGGCUCGACCUCACCCAUGCGCUGCUCAUGAUUGCCCAGCACACCUUCCAGAACGUAUUUAUCAUCGAGAGCCUUCACCGAGGACCGCCCGGGGCUGAGCCUCACAGUACCCCCACCAAGGAACCUUGCCAAAACCUCAGCUUCACCAACCUGGAUGCCUUCCACACCUUGCCUGCCUGCCCACCCACCCCCAGGCUGGUUAGCCCCAGCCCCGCAGACCAGCGAGAAGCAGUGGCCAUCAUCUCAGCCCCCAGAAGCCAAUGGAGACGCCGGUGCCUAAGAGACAUUUCUCUGUUUCUCCUGCUCUGCAAUGUCAUCCUGUGGAUCAUGCCUGCCUUCGGGGCCCGCCCUCACUUCAGCAACACAGUAGAGGUGGAUUUCUACGGUUACUCCCUCUGGGCAGCCAUCGUCAACAUCUGCCUCCCUUUCGGCAUCUUCUACCGCAUGCACGCCGUCUCCAGCCUGCUGGAGGUCUACGUGCUGUCCUGAGGCCUGCAACAGACGUGGGGGGCAGGAAGAGGGGGCUCAGCUCAUGUGCCCACUCAGAUACCCUCUGGAAAUGAAUCCCAGCUGGUGCCAUAUGACAGUCCAUUUCCUGCUGGUCCCAGAGUGGAAUUUUCACAAAAGUUAUUUUUCCAGGUUCAAUUUUUAAAUCACAAUCAGGACAGGCCCAUCCACCCCAGUAUGACCGUGGGGCAUGAGGUGACUGGGGAAGGGAGACCUCUCUUGGCAGCAUUGCUAGGACCCAAUGAGAUCUGGAAGUGCCGGCUCUGGCUCCCUCUCUAAUCCCAUCCUGUGGCCUGGCCAGUGCACUGCCUGGAGCUGGAAACCAAUAAACCUGUGAUUUGGCCCCA
This is a messenger RNA of Mandrillus leucophaeus (drill), 2063 nucleotides long. It is a transcript of the gene OTOP2, whose product is annotated as otopetrin 2. The coding region runs from base 1 to 1698 and encodes 565 amino acids. Gene Ontology annotation, cellular component: membrane. Gene Ontology annotation, biological process: proton transmembrane transport. NCBI's taxonomy places the organism in Eukaryota, Metazoa, Chordata, Mammalia, Primates, Cercopithecidae. Gene Ontology annotation, molecular function: proton channel activity. The record is from RefSeq and is a predicted model, not a curated record. The transcript has 7 exons.